GGAAGUGGGCGGGGCCUCACCGAGCUGGGCAGGAAGUCCGUGCAGUCCGCCCGGAGACGAGCUGAGGGGCCUCGGUGCGUGCAGACGUUUCUUCUGACUGCCCACCCCGUGUCUGCAGCACUCCACCUCUUUCUCAGGCGGUGAUACCCCGUGGUCAAGAACUCACCAUGUCUAUUCUCAAGAUCCAUGCCAGAGAGAUCUUCGACUCCCGUGGGAAUCCCACUGUAGAGGUGGAUCUCUGCACCUCGAAAGGUCUCUUCAGAGCCGCUGUGCCCAGUGGUGCCUCAACUGGUAUCUACGAGGCCCUAGAGCUCCGGGACAAUGACAAGACACGCUACAUGGGGAAGGGUGUCUCAAAGGCUGUUGAGCACAUCAAUAAAACUAUUGCACCUGCCCUGGUUAGCAAGAAACUGAACGUCACAGAGCAGGAGAAGAUCGACAAACUGAUGAUAGAGAUGGACGGAACGGAAAAUAAAUCUAAAUUUGGUGCGAACGCCAUUCUGGGAGUGUCCUUGGCCGUCUGCAAGGCUGGAGCUGUUGAGAAGGGGGUACCCCUGUACCGCCACAUCGCUGACUUGGCUGGCAAUUCUGAGGUCAUCCUGCCAGUUCCCGCCUUCAAUGUCAUCAACGGUGGAUCUCAUGCGGGCAACAAGCUGGCCAUGCAGGAGUUCAUGAUCCUUCCCGUGGGUGCAGCAAACUUCACAGAAGCCAUGCGCAUUGGCGCAGAGGUGUACCACAAUCUGAAGAACGUCAUCAAGGAGAAAUAUGGGAAAGAUGCCACCAACGUGGGUGAUGAAGGCGGGUUCGCUCCCAACAUCCUAGAGAAUAAGGAAGCCCUGGAGCUGCUGAAGAAUGCCAUCGGGAAAGCCGGCUAUACCGAUAAGGUGGUCAUCGGCAUGGAUGUGGCUGCAUCUGAGUUCUUCAGGUCGGGGAAGUAUGACCUGGACUUCAAGUCACCCGAUGACCCCAGCAGGUACAUCACCCCUGACCAGCUGGCCGACCUAUACAAGUCCUUCAUCAAGGACUACCCAGUGGUGUCUAUUGAAGACCCGUUCGACCAGGAUGAUUGGGAAGCGUGGCGCAAGUUCACUGCCAGCGCAGGAAUCCAGGUGGUGGGGGACGAUCUCACAGUGACCAACCCGAAGCGCAUUUCCAAGGCCGUGGGCGAGAAAUCGUGCAACUGCCUCCUGCUCAAAGUGAACCAGAUCGGCUCGGUGACCGAGUCUCUCAAGGCGUGCAAGCUGGCCCAGUCCAAUGGGUGGGGUGUCAUGGUGUCUCAUCGCUCCGGGGAGACCGAAGAUACCUUCAUCGCCGACCUGGUGGUGGGGCUCUGCACCGGGCAGAUCAAGACAGGUGCUCCUUGCCGAUCUGAGCGCUUGGCCAAGUACAACCAGAUUCUCAGAAUUGAAGAGGAGCUGGGCAGCAAGGCCAAGUUUGCCGGCAGGAACUUCAGAAACCCCCUGGCCAAGUAAGCACCGGGCAGGCGAGCCUCUGAGGCAUGCGGUCACAAGUCAGCUAAUUAGACCUCUGCUCCCAGCGUCCCCACGGGCAGCUCCAGGCCCCCAGCCGAUACUUGCAGGAGCCGCUGGUGGUUAACUGCCCGCCCCCAUCCCUGUGGUGGUCUCACUGCUUCCUUAGAACCGCUACAAAGCCAAACUUGACCAUCUGGAACCCUGCUAGAAGCCCUAGUUUUGUAGUCAUGUGAUUGCCGAAAUCACUGUUCUCACCUCGCUUCCCAAGGCCCUGGCGCCAAGUGUAUCCACAUUGUAUCUCCAAGGUGUUCACAGGUACGGUCCCCAGUGGUUUUGUGUGCAAAAUAAAAAGGCUUCAGUGACCAGUAGAAAUA
This is a messenger RNA of Pteropus alecto (black flying fox), 1846 nucleotides long. RefSeq names its product enolase 1 (gene ENO1). The record is from RefSeq and is a predicted model, not a curated record. Gene Ontology annotation, cellular component: phosphopyruvate hydratase complex. The transcript is spliced from 12 exons. Lineage: Eukaryota; Metazoa; Chordata; Mammalia; Chiroptera; Pteropodidae. Gene Ontology annotation, biological process: glycolytic process. Bases 168 to 1472 code for a protein of 434 amino acids. Gene Ontology annotation, molecular function: phosphopyruvate hydratase activity; magnesium ion binding.